CGUCACCGCUCCUUCCUUGGUCCUCGGUGGGGAAAACGUGGACGACUUUAUUUUCAACUGUGCUGUGGAUUUCACGUCGAAAUAACCCCCAGUUCAUAAAGGUCCGCUGACAUACACUGACCUGUCAAGUUGACGAUGGAGUACAUUCAAGCUCCUACCACAACCAUCCAGGGGAAUAUCCUGUGUUGUACCUGUGGUGUCCCCAUUCCUCCCAACCCAGCCAACAUGUGUGUGGCCUGCCUGCGUACUCAGGUGGAUAUCUCAGAGGGGAUCCCCAAGCAAGUCACAGUGAACUUCUGCAAGCAGUGUGAAAGGUACUUGCAGCCUCCAGCCACCUGGAUGAAAUGUGCUCUGGAGUCCAGGGAGCUGCUGGCUCUUUGCCUGAAAAAAAUUAAGAGCUCUAUGACCAAAGUGCGUCUCAUUGACGCUGGCUUCCUGUGGACAGAGCCCCACUCCAAAAGGAUUAAGCUGAAAGUGACCAUCCAGAAAGAGGUGAUGAAUGGCGCUAUCCUACAGCAGGUGUUUGUGGUCGAGUUUGUCAUCCAGUACCAGAUGUGUGACGACUGCCACCGUGUGGAAGCCAAGGACUUCUGGAAGGCUGUGGUUCAAGUUAGGCAGAAGACUGUUCAUAAAAAGACAUUCUACUAUCUAGAGCAGCUGAUCCUCAAGCACAAACUCCACAAGAAUGCCCUCAACAUCAAAGAAGUCAAUGAUGGGAUUGAUUUCUACUAUAGCACCAGGCAGCACGCUCAGAAGAUGGUGGACUUCCUCCAGUGCACCGUGCCCUGCAGGUCAAAGACAUCCCUGCGCCUCAUCUCUCACGACAUCCAUUCAAACACGUUCAACUAUAAGAGCACCUACUCCAUGGAGAUCGUACCUGUCUGCAAGGACAACGUAGUGUGCCUUUCACCGCAGCUGGCGCAGAGCCUGGGGAACAUGGGUCAAGUCUGUGUGUGCGCCCGGGUCACCAGCACCAUCCACCUCAUCGAUCCCAACACCCUGCAGAUUGCCGAGGUGGACGGGAACACAUACUGGCGAAACCCCUUCUACAGUCUCGUUAACCGGCGGCAGCUGGAGGAGUUCAUCGUUAUGGACACCGACAUCAUCCGAAACCAGAAGCUGGGUGCUGGAGCGGGCGUGAGGUCCAAUAAGCACACCCUGGCUGAGGUGUGGGUGCAGAAAACAUCAGAGAUGGACACCAGUCAGCAGUAUCACUGCCGUACAUUCCUGGGCCACCUGCUCAACAUCGGAGACCUGGUGCUGGGAUUUGACUUUGCCAAUUCCAACGUCAAUGAUGAAUACUUGAAUAAGAUGAACCCAAACCACGUUCCUGAUGUGGUCCUGAUCAAGAAGAGCUACGACCGCAGCAGGAGGGUGAGGCGCAGGAACUGGAAACUGCAUGAGAUGGUGAGAGACCGGGAAGACAACGACACAGAUGAUGAGAGACAAUACCAGGACUUCCUGGAGGACCUGGAGGAGGAUGAGGCUCUGAGGAAGAAUGUUAACAUCUACAGAGAUGCGUCCAAGAUGCCAGCGGCGAGCGACACUGAGGAUGACGGAGCACCAUGUGUGUCCCUGGUGGAGAUGCUGGAGGAGCUCAGCCUGACAGAUGCAACAGGAGAAGAGGGUGCCGACAUGAUGACGGAGUAACCGGUUCCCAUCCUUCCUGUGUGACACUGACGGCUGAUCUGUCAAAUACAGUGAUACAAUUACACACAGAACUGAGAGCAGAUUGAGGACUGAGUGCACCACUGAAUAAUAAUGUGUCAUCAGACUGUAAUGUAAUGACAGUUAACAUGGUGGGUUAUAAUGGUGCCACCUGAUAACCAAUGUGCUUCUAAAGUGCUCUCUUUGUCAUUUAACAUUUUGAAGUGAUGUGGAAAUUGAGUGCUUCUAGUUCACUAUAUCAAAAUGAAUUUGUCCUAAUCCACACUUUUCAUGAAUAUUUUUUGGGGGGGAUUUAAAAGACAUUAGAUGGGUCCCUUAUCCAUACUACAUAUGAAUUAUAUGCAGUAACUUAUUGUCAGAGAAAUUUGUGAUGUCAGAUAACCUGCAAUUUAUGAAAGCUGCUUCCAAUUAAACUUAACAAAAAAAAAAUCUAAGAUUGAAUACUUAUUUUUGCUGUUUUGCCACCGUCCACAUUUAAUUUACCAGCUUUGAGCAACUCCUCCUUUGUGCACUGAGAGAAGAUAGUUUGCAUCAACGGCACACUCAGAAAUCAAUGCAUACAUAAUUAUUUUGUUACUUAUUUAACACCUGUGUAGACUCGGGUAGUAUGGAAUUGAGACCAGUGAUUUUCAUUGUCAAGUUCUCUGCUGUGUGUAUCCACCAGAGGGAGCUUUGGGCCACUAACAAAAGAGAAGAAAUGCUUCUGAAGAGGUUGUGUUGGUAAAUGGUGUGUCUUAUUGCCACCAUGGAUAUUAUUCAAAAUACUCACCCAGCUUCACCACCUUUUCAGCCAGAGAGACUGCCGUCUGUGCUCUGAUAUGGGCUGCAGCUGGAGAUGCAAAUUAGAAAAUCGAGGCUGCUCUGAGUAAGAAGUGUCCUCACCUGUUUAUGGCUCGUGUGUAAACAGUUGUGUACUGCAAGCUGUCACAUUUUAAUGUACACCAAAGGUACUCGCAGACACGCAUCUGAACUUCAUCAGUGCUAGAUUCCACUCUAUAUUUUGGACACUUUACACCCAGAAACAUUCUCACAAUGAAGCUGUCAAAUGAGGGGCUUUUGAACAAGUAACAUUGAUUUAUGCUAAUGAGUAAAGAAAUGGCUAAACACUUUAAAAUGAUGUGCAGAUUUUAAAUGGUCUGAUAUGUAACAUUACCACCUCGUAUUUCAUGCUCUUGUACGGAUUAAACGGAACA
Anarrhichthys ocellatus (wolf-eel) is the source of this 2861-nucleotide messenger RNA. It is a transcript of the gene nmd3, whose product is annotated as NMD3 ribosome export adaptor. Gene Ontology annotation, molecular function: ribosomal large subunit binding. The coding region runs from base 136 to 1650 and encodes 504 amino acids. The transcript has 16 exons. Gene Ontology annotation, biological process: ribosomal large subunit export from nucleus. Lineage: Eukaryota; Metazoa; Chordata; Actinopteri; Perciformes; Anarhichadidae. Gene Ontology annotation, cellular component: cytoplasm; nucleus. The record is from RefSeq and is a predicted model, not a curated record.